AUGAGACUGUACCUGUACUACGUGAUAGUGCUUGGGUCCAGUUUUGUGACUUCGACUUACGGGCCCCAUCAGAGAGCACAAAAGACUGGAGACAUUUUACUCGGAGGUCUUUUCCCCAUUCACUUUGGUGUUGCAUCCAAAGAUCAAGACCUGGCAGCUCGGCCAGAAUCCACACAAUGUGUCCGGUUCAAUUUCCGUGGGUUUCGAUGGCUCCAAGCUAUGAUUUUUGCAAUUGACGAGAUUAACAACAGCAGCACAUUACUGCCCAACAUCACUUUGGGCUACAGGAUUUUUGACACAUGCAACACUGUGUCAAAGGCUUUGGAAGCAACCCUUAGCUUUGUUGCCCAGAACAAGAUCGACUCCCUGAAUUUAGAUGAGUUUUGUAACUGCACUGAUCACAUUCCAUCGACCAUUGCAGUUGUCGGAGCUGCUGGAUCUGCAGUCUCUACAGCAGUUGCAAACUUGCUGGGUCUCUUUUAUAUUCCUCAGAUCAGCUAUGCCUCCUCCAGCCGUCUCCUGAGCAAUAAGAAUCAGUACAAAUCCUUCAUGAGAACCAUCCCCACAGAUGAAUACCAGGCCACAGCCAUGGCAGACAUCAUUGAGUACUUCCAGUGGAACUGGGUUAUUGCUGUUGCCUCAGAUGAUGACUACGGACGCCCAGGAAUUGAAAAGUUUGAAAAUGAAAUGGAAGAGCGAGACAUCUGCAUCCACCUGAAUGAACUUAUUUCUCAGUACUUUGAGGAUCAUGAGAUCAAAGCUCUUGCUGACAGAAUUGAGAACUCCUCAGCUAAAGUGAUAGUUGUUUUUGCCAGUGGCCCAGAUGUUGAGCCGCUAAUCAAAGAGAUGGUCAGGAGAAACGUCACAGAUCGCAUUUGGCUUGCCAGUGAAGCUUGGGCAAGCUCCUCUCUUAUUGCUAAACCAGAAUAUUUAGAUGUUGUUGCAGGAACCAUUGGUUUUGCCUUAAGGGGAGGGCAUAUACCCGGCUUUAGAGAGUUCUUACAACAUGUCCAACCAAAGAAGGACAGUCAUAAUGAGUUUGUCAGAGAGUUUUGGGAAGAAACCUUCAACUGCUAUCUGGAAGGCAGUCCAAGACUUCGAGAAAGUGAGAAUGGCAGUACUACGUUCAGGCCUUUGUGUACUGGUGGGGAGGAUAUCACAAGUGUUGAGACCCAAUACCUGGACUACAAACAUCUCAGAAUCUCCUACAAUGCCUAUGUAGCAGUUUGUUCAAUCGCUCAGGCUCUGCAGGACAUACUCACCUGCACUCCUGGACAUGGGCUUUUUGCUAACAAUUCCUGUGCAGAUAUCAAGAGCAUUGAAGCGUGGCAGGUGCUGAAGCAGCUCAGACAUUUGAACUACACCAACAGUAUGGGUGAAAAGAUGCACUUUGAUGAGAAUGCAGACCUGGCGGCAAACUAUACCAUCAUUAACUGGCACAGAUCUACAGAGGAUGGCUCUGUGGUCUUUGAGGAGGUUGGAUUUUACAGCAUGCAUGCCAAGAGAGGAGCCAAACUGUCCAUUGACAAAACAAAGAUUCUCUGGAAUGGACAAAGAUCAGAGGUGCCAUUCUCUAACUGCAGUGAGGAAUGUGAGCCUGGCACGAGAAAGGGGAUCAUUGACAGCAUGCCCACAUGCUGCUUUGAGUGUACCGAGUGCUCAGAUGGAGAGUAUAGUAAUUAUAAAGACGCAAGCAUUUGCACAAAAUGCCCAAAUACCUCCUGGUCAAAUGGGAACCACACAUUCUGUUUUCUGAAAGAAAUUGAGUUUCUUUCCUGGACUGAGCCCUUUGGAAUAGCUUUGGCCUUAUGUGCUGUCCUCGGUGUUGUCCUAACAGCCUUUGUGAUGGGAGUCUUUGUCAGAUUUCGCAACACUCCAAUAGUGAAGGCCACAAACCGAGAACUGUCCUACGUCCUCCUUUUCUCACUUAUUUGCUGCUUCUCAAGCUCUUUAAUUUUCAUCGGAGAGCCGCGGGACUGGAUGUGCCGUUUACGUCAACCCGCCUUUGGGAUUAGCUUUGUCCUCUGUAUUUCCUGCAUCCUUGUGAAAACGAACAGAGUGCUUUUGGUGUUUGAGGCAAAGAUUCCAACAAGUCUCCAUCGUAAAUGGUGGGGAUUAAAUCUGCAGUUUCUUUUGGUGUUCUUGUGCACGUUUGUCCAAGUCAUGAUCUGUGUGGUGUGGCUUUACAAUGCCCCUCCUUCGAGCUACAGGAACUAUGACAUCGAUGAGAUCAUCUUUAUCACAUGUAACGAAGGAUCUGUGAUGGCUCUUGGCUUUCUCAUUGGCUAUACUUGCCUCUUGGCAGCUAUAUGUUUCUUCUUUGCGUUUAAGUCACGGAAUCUUCCAGAGAACUUCACAGAAGCCAAGUUCAUCACAUUUAGCAUGCUUAUAUUCUUUAUUGUUUGGAUCUCGUUCAUCCCUGCAUACUUCAGUACUUAUGGCAAGUUUGUCUCAGCUGUGGAGGUCAUUGCUAUACUGGCAUCCAGCUUUGGAUUGCUGGCCUGCAUUUUCUUCAACAAGGUGUACAUCAUCCUUUUCAAGCCGUCCAGAAACACCAUAGAGGAGGUUCGGUGUAGUACAGCGGCUCACGCUUUCAAAGUGGCAGCUAAAGCUACAUUAAAACAUAGCAUAGCUUCAAAGAAAAAGUCUAACAGCAUCGAUGGGUCUUCAGGCUCCAGUCCAUCCUCAUCAAUCAGCCUCAAGACCAACGGCAACGACUGCGACCCGGCUUCAGGGAAGCACAGGCCGAGGGUGAGCUUCGGCAGUGGAACAGUGACUCUGUCCUUGAGCUUUGAGGAGUCCAGAAGGAGUUCUCUAAUGUAA
This is a messenger RNA of Nematolebias whitei (Rio pearlfish), 2823 nucleotides long. It is a transcript of the gene casr, whose product is annotated as calcium-sensing receptor. The record is from RefSeq and is a predicted model, not a curated record. Gene Ontology annotation, biological process: G protein-coupled receptor signaling pathway; regulation of calcium ion transport; detection of calcium ion. NCBI's taxonomy places the organism in Eukaryota, Metazoa, Chordata, Actinopteri, Cyprinodontiformes, Rivulidae. Gene Ontology annotation, molecular function: G protein-coupled receptor activity; calcium ion binding. The coding region runs from base 1 to 2823 and encodes 940 amino acids. The transcript has 6 exons. Gene Ontology annotation, cellular component: membrane.